AUGACGAUGGAUCUGAGGCUAAUUCAUUCAGUCCCUCCCUGGUACUCGUGUGCAAUGCCCAAACCAGUCUAUGAGUCAUCUGAGGCAUUAGCGUCUUGGAAUGUCCCAGUUUAUGCGGACCACACCAUCUUCAAGGCUAACAGAGUGGACGCUCGAUUUGUGGACCACAAGAAUAAGAAGGUGUGGGCUGUGGAGAUGUGCUGUCCGUGGAUGGAGCAUCAGGAAAAGAAGUCCGAGAAGAAGACGGUCAAAUACGGGCCACUGCUGAAGAAGCAGUACCCUGCCUAUGACGUUGACAAAUAUAACAUCAUCAUUGAUGUGCUGGGGGGAUGGCCAAGGGAUGUAGACCUGACAAUGAGGAAGCUCUUUGGCAGCAGGAGCUAAGACGUAUUGAGAAGGAUGCAGAAGGCUACCAUCUCGAGUUCUCUCUACAUAGCGAGAACUACCGUCACUUGACUUUCCCUGAAGGAAUAGCAUAGGAGCUCAAUAUAAUUUUAGUAUCAGAGAGCUUUAGAUUGUCUAUAAGAUUUUUAUCUUUUAUCGCCAAUUUUUUUUUAACUCAGCAGUUUCCUUUUCAUAGUUCCUUCAGAUCGCAUAGGUUACGCUGCGCGCCCUAUGUGGCUCUAUUUUAGCAUCCAUACGUUUAUCAACUGCACAUAAUAAUAAUAAUAAUAAUAAUAAUAAAAUAAUAAAAGAUGUUGGACUUGACUGGAAUCCCAAGAGAGUGCUCGGUAGUGCAUGUUAAGAAGGGGGCUAAAGUAGAGGACACAGAAGGAGUGAAGAGAGACGAGACGUCAGUCAUACUUAAAGUGCUUAAAAGAGGGCAGUCAGCACAAGUUUCUUGGAGUACUGGAGUCCACGAGGUAAGAAGAUAAGUUAGCAUCCAGGGUUGCUUCUGAGGUGUAUUUGGACAGAUUGUCUGUAAUAUGGACCGGUACAUUGUCAGACUAUCACCGGAUUGUGGUCUCAAAUCAGUAUGCUCUCCCAGCGCUGACCUAUCUAAUGUGGACUCGACACCUGUCUGUGACAGAGCUUCAGCGAAUUGACCGAGAAGCACGCUAGAUCAUCGUGGAAAAUGGCAGUAAACACCCUCUCGGCUUUGUGUUACCUAGAAAGAGAGCAUGGGCGACGUGGCCUGAGAUCAGUAAAUUAGGAUUAUAAGGCCAUUAAGAACAAAGGCGCACUUAAACUUUACAAGAACACAGACCCGACAAUGAAUCUCGUACGGAGGUUCGAGGAACGUUCGGGUGAGUACGCUGGGCCACAACUCACUUAUCAAGUAGGCGACGCAGUUCAGUAGCAUUCUAGGCCUAGAACUGAACCUGAAUUACCUUACCUCGUCAUGUUGUACCGAGGAGGGCGAGGUAGUCGAGUACUCGAAAAUCAAGCAGACGUUGAGGGGCGCUCAGCAGCAGAAGUUAAAGGAACAGGUGGUGGGCGAAAAUUGGCAGGGGAAGCUGAUCGCAUCUCGAUGGGAGGAUACAGAACAAGGAAACGGUUGCUUUGGCUGGCCAAGCUGGAGGAGGACAUGUCCUACAUAUGUUAUUGCUGGCGUGUACGAGCUUUACGAACGGUUGCUUCUUACCCGAGUAAAUUACAGCAAGAAGACAAGAAGGGGGCCGGGCAUUGAGAUCAUGUGCAGACUGUGCGGCAAGGCGGCGGAACCUGGCGGGAUGUUGUGCGCUCGCGCAAAGCGAGUAUCUGCGGUGGCAUAAUAAUAAUAAAAAAAAUAAUGCGGUGUUGAAGAUCCUCUUCUUUGAGAUACUGUACAGCUUGGACCUGAUAGACAGUGUACCACCAUGGUACUCGCCGACUGAACCGGUCUACGAGAACGACCGCGCGCAAGCCUACUGGGAUGUCUCGGUGUACGCUAGCCAUGAUGAGGUGAGAGCGAAUCGAAUUGAUGCCCGGAUAGUUCACAACUCGGCAAAGACUGUCAUAUUUUUGAGACUGGAACUAAAGAGGCAGUUUCAGGGCUUUCAGGUGAAACAGUUCGACAUCCUUAUGGACGUGUUAGUGGGCUAUAGUAAAGAACUUGAGAGCACAAUGCGUACCCUAACAGGUUCUAGAAGCAAAGAGGUGCUACUAAAGAUGCAGAAGACCGUCCUCUCAAGUAGUCUAAGCAUAGCACGCCUUUUCAAAGUGAUGAUCUGA
This is a messenger RNA of Porites lobata, 2154 nucleotides long. Lineage: Eukaryota; Metazoa; Cnidaria; Anthozoa; Scleractinia; Poritidae. The record is from the annotation of a GenBank genome assembly.